Molecule: messenger RNA, 1319 nt
Organism: Chlorocebus sabaeus (green monkey)
Lineage: Eukaryota; Metazoa; Chordata; Mammalia; Primates; Cercopithecidae
Source: RefSeq, a predicted model, not a curated record
AUGGGGAUCCACCUUUGUUGCGGCGGCCCCCGGGGAGCUGAUUCUGGGGCAGCCCCUGAGCCGGCGCGCGGGGAGGGCGUGGUGAGGGCCCGGGGUGCGCAGGUGGGGCGGCCGCCUGCUUCCCGGGUUUGCUCUCUUCCUCUCACACUGCAGCCCCGAGGCUUCCCUCCCCGGCCCGCGGGCCCGGGACGCCAGCGCUGGAGUCUCCAUGCGCCUCCAGGGCCCGCGGCGGGGCGCGCCCAGGAGCACGCGGUGGCGAGGCAAGAAGAGCCAGGCACCGGGACGCGGAGCGGCAGGGCUCUGCCUUUUGCGUCCCGGGCGACCGCCCAGGCGCCCUGCCACCCCCUGCUCCCCGCGCCCUCACCAGUGGUUCGGCCCUCUCCAGCAUCCCGGAGGCCGCGACUCGGAUCUCACAGAGGCCAUGCCAUGUUCCUCGGGGUGCCCUCGGCCAGCCUGCCGCGUCCUCCCCCUACUCCCACCUCCCUCCCGCUUCCAGCCUGGGUCCCGCCGCGCCCCGCGCUCCGUGCCACCCCGCACCGUCCUCCUUCCCUCCGACAGCUCCACGGCCCCGGGGGACAGAAGGAAACAGACACCGACCACUUCUCUUCCCCUUCCCCCUUCACCGCUAGAGGUCAAAAACUGCGCCGCGUUCUCCGCCAACAACCAGCUCUGAGCACACGCGAAGAUGCAGCGUUAAAAAUAAAGAACAGAAAAAAUUCAAAUCUGGAAACGGCUGUCCCCACCCUUUGAGAGGCGGGGAUAGAAGUGCCCCGAGCGCUCGCUGCCCAGGGCGGCUGUCACCGCGAGGUUCAGCGGGGACGCGGCCCGCCGCAGAGAACACACAAGCCCCAGCUAACAGGACCCCGACCAAGCGAGCUGGCAAUCCAGGCCCCUCCAUCCGCCCCUCCCCGGCCAGCUCCGAGCCUCCGCGCUGCCCGCCCGCCAGGGUGGGUGGGGAGAAGAGGCAGGGAGUGGAGGAGGUGAGAAAGGAAAUGGGGAGCUGGAGAUGGAAAGGGAGGGCAGAGAGAAAGAAUACCCUUCCCCUGUCUUUCACAACCAGCGGAAGAGGUAAAAGAAAUCAGCCUGCCAAUUGAACACUUUUCAGCCUAACCCCCUAAAUGUAGAAUUCUCUCCUGCCACCUCCCCCCAUCCGCGCACACAACAGCCUCACCACCGAAUGCUCUGCGACAACGGGACCUCCAGUUUGACUUCCAUAGAGACUAUUGGCGAUGCGAGUUUCUAUCAGUUCCAGCUGAUUUAUUAAAAUUGUCAAGAUACAGACUUCCAGCACAAAAAAAAAAAAAAAAAAAAAAAAAAAA